Molecule: messenger RNA, 2125 nt
Organism: Osmia bicornis bicornis
Lineage: Eukaryota; Metazoa; Arthropoda; Insecta; Hymenoptera; Megachilidae
Exons: 4
Coding region: 62-2125 (687 amino acids)
Source: RefSeq, a predicted model, not a curated record
GAAGGAGUGCGAAGGCACUGUCAAAACAUCGACGUCUUCGACCUGCGAUAUCUAUUCGGAUAUGAAAUUGAUCCGGAUUGGUGGUAGUGUUUUUCUGCCUUCCGCUCGCCGCCACGAAUUCCUGCACGAAUUCGCCCGCCACGAUGAUCCGGAUUGGGUCUCAGAUUAUAACAAUAGAAGGCAUCGUACGAUUAGAAUGCGGCCCGUCGACGUAACAUCGGAACACGCGGACAAACUUUUAUCGUCCGUAUAUUCUAACAUAAAGAUUGUAGCUCCGGCCAAGUACAAGAUCGGUGAACACGUGCGACAAACUCAAACGUUACGAUCUAUUGAUCGUGCGCUUAUCAAUUUUAAAAAGCUCGGUCAAACAAAAAUGACCGCAGCGACCACCCAAAACCGUAUGACGAUGUUAAAAGAAGCAUACAUCCAAAGCCAAGAUCUGGAUGCGAGGAUAGCAGCAUGCACCGACAAAGCGACGAAGUCCAGCCUCCCGUACUUCGUCGACAACCUGUUCAUCGAAUCCGAAGAACGUUACCAAGAGGCUCUGGACUACAUGGCGGAGGUCCUCGCCAAGGUCACGCCUCCACCGCAAUCUACAACAGCCAACGCAAAUUCAAAUUCAACGACGUCGAAGUCAACGGUUCAUCUACCAAAGAUUCAAUUGCCAACCAUCGAUGGCGCCUUCACCGAAUGGGAGAGCUUCCGUGACCGCUUCACCUCGCUGGUAAAAAAUAAUGAUUCUUUAUCAAACAUUGACCGCCUUCAAUUUUUGAAUUCAUCGUUAACGGGUGAAGCAAGCCGCGCCGUGAGUCACCUUCCUAUAACAGACAAAAACUUUGACAUUGCGUGGAAGAUCAUAACGUCGCGUUACGAAAACAAACAGCGGUUAAUUUCAACGCAUUUGAACACGUUAUUUUCGAUGCCGUCUGUAACAGCCGAAAACAGUCACGACCUUAGUGCGUUGCGCGAUGGAAUAAACAUAUCUCUCGAAAUGUUAAGAAAUUUAAACCGACCGGUCGACAAGUGGGAUGACAUGAUCGUUUUUAUAGCAACGCAAAAAUUAGAUCGUGCAUCGCGAAAGGCUUGGGAGUUUCAUCUUAGUGAAGCUACCGACGUUCCGACGUAUGAGGAAUUUGACACGUUUUUAAGAAAAAGAAUUCGCGCACUCGAAUCAAUGCCUAAUAUAAAACGCGAAAAAGCGAGCGACGUUGAAAAAUGUAAACAAUCUAAGUCAAGAUCGAUUUCAACCCAUUCCGUGACAUCUCAAAAAAUUACUUGUCCGGUGUGUCAACAAACUCACUUAAUCUACCAAUGUCCGAAAUUUCUUUCGCAACCAGUCUCCGAACGCUUUCAUUUUAUACGAAAACAAAAACGGUGCGUCAAUUGCUUCUCAAUUAAGCACUCCUCAGCACAGUGCCAAAGCAAGCACUUAUGCAAAGAAUGUAAUCAGCGUCAUAAUACACUUUUACAUUUUCCGAGCUCAAAGGACGCGAUUCCUUCCACAUCGAAAGCUGAGUCUGAAUCUCCCGAAAACGCAGUUGAGAUAAGUACUCACGUAGCGUCAAAUUCUCCAAAAGGCUCAUGUAUUCUUCUUUCAACAGCGCGCGUGCAAAUUCGCUCGAGUCAGGGUCGAUGCGUUAAGGCUCGAGCUCUUCUGGAUCAAGGUUCAGUGGCAACCCUUAUCACGGAGAAUCUCGCCCAAACACUCCGUCUCCUGCGUACAAAACAGCCGACCAAAAUCAUCGGAAUUGGAGAAAAUCAAUCGCACGCAAGCCACACCGCAGAAAUAACUGUCACGCCAAUUAGAUCAGAUAAGCCAGCAUAUUCGACUACAGCAAUCAUUUUGGCGAUCACUCACAAGGUACGUGCCUUCAAAAAACCAACAAAUUUCAAAGGGUCUCACCUUGCAGAUUUGGAACUUGCAGACAACGAACCCAUGAGCUCGGAUCCAAUCGACAUCAUAAUCGGAGCAGAUUCUUUACGGUCAAUUCUUGCUGCCAGGGCUGAGGAAAGGCUCGCGUGUACUCCGACGGCACAAAACACUACCCUCGGGUGGAUUCUGUCCGGUCCUUCCCAGCGAAUAUUCUCACCUUCCUCAGUAGGAGUUCACAUCUGUCUGUUUUAG